AUGGAGUUCAAAUAUCGUGCCGUCGACAACGUCAAACCACCACCAACCACGUCGCAUUCUCCUUCCCCGGCCACAUAUCUGCCAGAUCCAUCACUUCAAAUGGAUGGUGGUUUUUCUGGUUUCAGACCACCGUUAACCGGGGAGGAGGCACUGCGGCGAGAACUUGAGAAGGAGGUAAUCCGCAGAGAAAUUUUGCGGCGGAUGGAGCUGGAGGAAGAAGUGAGGAGGGAACUGGCAAUGGAGCGGGAAUUGGGGAUUUCAGCACAGAGGCUGCCGAAUGUUCAGGGACUAGCGUCGCAGUGGUCAAAUCCAACUGUGAUGAACUCUGUUAUUGUUGGCCAUAUGGAUUCGUCGCAACCAACGUUGAUUCUGCCUCCUACGACAAUCAACCCUUCUCCAGAGAUUGAUAACAAGGAUAAAGUUAUAGUGUUGGAUAGGCCAGAUCCCGAACUUUUUUAUGCAAAGCGAAAAGCAACGACACUGGCUAAUUCGGAGAUUGGGCCUUCUACAUUUAAUUUGAAGAAAAAACUGAAGCAAGAGUGGAGUUGUGCACUAUGUGGGAUUAAAGCCACAAGUGACAGUGGCUUGAAUGCUCAUCUAAAUGGUAAGAAGCACAAGACUAAGGAAGCUGGACAAAAUAGAGAGAUUUGCAAGAGCAACAAAGAAAGUGAAAAAAUUGUGAAUGUCAAGGCCACAGUGGAUACAUCGAUGGUUCAUAAGAGUAAAAAUGAAUCUAAAAGUGAAGAGCAACUUGUAGAGAUAAUGGUUGAUAAUGGCAUAACUUCAAUAAAAUCCAAAAAUAAAGACGAUGCAACUGAGGAAACGAAGAAGAUAAGUGCAUAA
Vicia villosa (hairy vetch) is the source of this 843-nucleotide messenger RNA. RefSeq lists its product as uncharacterized. Lineage: Eukaryota; Viridiplantae; Streptophyta; Magnoliopsida; Fabales; Fabaceae. Bases 1 to 843 code for a protein of 280 amino acids. The record is from RefSeq and is a predicted model, not a curated record. The transcript is spliced from 3 exons.